AUGGCCGGCAUCAUCAAGAAGCAGAUCCUGAAGCACCUCUCCCGGAGUUGCUGCAUCAGUAGCGUAGGGUUGACAUCAGUGGCUCUUCACCAUCCAUCAGACUUCCUGCUAACAAAACGUUCGCUUUGGAAAGGUACUUCUCCCCCAGGAAGCCCUGGGUUGACUGACCAGCAGCUGCUCUGGCAUCUCAGCCGGUUUACCAAGAAUCUCUCUCCAGACAAAAUCAACCUGAGCACGCUGAAAGGGCAGGGGCAGCUGACCAACCUGGAGCUGGAUGAAGAGGUGCUGCAGAAUGUGCUGGAGCUGCCUACCUGGCUUGCCAUCACUCGGGUCUACUGCAACAAGGCAUCUAUCAGGAUCCAGUGGACAAAGCUGAAAACACACCCAAUCUGCCUGUACCUGGAUAAAGUGGAGGUAGAGAUGCGAACAUGUGAAGAGCCUCGGCCGCCCAACGGACAGUCUCCCAUUGCUCUUGCUGCCGGUCAAAGUGAAUAUGGUUUUGCUGAAAAGGUCGUGGAGGGUAUGUUUAUUGUUGUCAAUUCCAUCACCAUCAAGAUUCACUCCAAGGCCUUUCAUGCUUCUUUUGAGCUAUGGCAGCUCCAAGGCUACAGUGUCAACCCAAACUGGCAACAGAGUGACUUGCGACUCACCCGCAUUACUGACCCGCAGAGAGGAGAGGUUUUGACAUUCAAAGAGCUCACCUGGCAGACACUUCGGAUAGAAGCAGAUGCCACUGACAAUGGCGAUCAGGAUCCUGUUACUACUCCUCUGAGACUCAUUACGAACCAGGGGAGGAUCCAGAUCUCCCUCAAGAGAAGGACCAAAGAUUGCAAUGUGAUGGCAUCUAAGCUGAUGUUUCUUCUUGAUGACCUGCUCUGGGUGCUGACAGACUCUCAGCUGAAAGCAAUGAUGAAAUAUGCAGAGUCUCUGAGUGAAGCCAUGGAGAAGUCUGCCCAGCAGAGGAAAAGCUUGGCACCAGAGUCUGUACAGAUCACACCGCCUGCUCCAAGUACCCAGCAGUCCUGGUCUCAGCCGUUCGGAGUCAGCCCGAAUGCAAGUAGCAUUGGUCAAUACUUUGAUAAGCAUGACAUGAAAGAGUCAUCGUACCACCUCCUCAUCUCACGCCUGGAUCUGCAUAUCUGCGAUGACAGCCACGCUCGAGAGUCAGGCGCUUUGAAGCAUGGGAUGCUGGGAGGUGCCAUGCAGCUGACCUUCAGGAGGAUGGCUUUUGACUAUUACCCUUUCCACAGGGCAGGAGAUGCCUGCAAGCAUUGGGUGAGGUACAGCGAAGCAAUGGAAACACGAGGACAGUGGGCAAAGAAGUUGAUCAGUGAAUUUCAAAGCAAGAUUGAGAAGCUUUAUGAAGAAACGGAUCCUGCAUUUGCCAGGACUCCACUUUCCCCCUUCAAAAGGAAACCAGAUACUUCGUUGAGUCCUCAUAAAAGUCCCUUAGAGAAAGGCCGUGUACCUCCCACAAGUUUGCCACGACUCCGGCAUCCUCCCUGGAACCGGCUUCGAUCCAGCUGUGUGGUAGUUCGAGUGGAUGACUUGGAUGUUCACCAGGUUUCUACAGCUGGUCAACAAAGUAAGAAACCCUCCACCUUGCUUUCAUGUAGUAGAAAAUUCUUCAAACUCCCUGACCAGGUCUCUGCAAUCCAUAUAGAAUUCACAGAGUAUUACUUCCCAGACAAUCAGGACUUUCCAGUUCCAUGCCCAAACCUGUAUGUACAGCUGAAUGGCCUGAUGCUUACCCUGGAUACAGCAAGCGUACUCUGGAUAAACCUCUUCUGUCUGGAUCUUUAUCGCAGCUUGGAGCAGUUCAAAGCCAUCUACAAGCUUGAGGACUCAGGCAAGCGUGAUGAGCAUGUUGAUGUUCGACUGGAUGGCUUCCGGCUGAAGCUUAACAUCCCUGUGGAGAAGAAAGUCGCUGACCAUCAAGAUCGUCCACAGACACUCUGCAUUUGCACGUCGGAGAUGACUGCCACUAACACCCGCCAUGCUGCCUUCUGCAGCUGUCAGGACCUCCAGAGCCUCUUCCGUAAAUUUGCCAGUUCAGAAUUCUUCCACUCCAGCUACACUAAGUUCCCAAGGUCUCAGGACAAUUUCAGUCUCCUCCACACCCUUUUCUUGCGCCAUGCGUAUGAGGUGGAUGAUAGGCCACAGAAGCAUCCAGGCUUUCCCCAGCUACUACACAAAACCUCUGCCUCUGAAGAUCUGUGGUCUGUGAAUUUCACUGAGCUUUCCCUGGACUUUGAGGGGGCUGAAAGCUCAAAGGGCAGAGCCCUUAGCUUUAUUGACCCUUUUCCCCUUUCCAUUUGGGCCUGCCUUCCCAAGAGAUGGGGGCAAGCUCAGGUAUCUAAACGACAGGAACUAGCUGCCUCUGAGUUGAAAAUCAAGCCUUCUGCCAGCUUUAGCAAUUACUCCAAGAAUAAGAACCUUUCCAGAGAGCAUGGGGUUUGUCAAAGAUCAAAGACUGACCAGGAUCUGAAGAACAUCUACAAGGUCCCAGAGACAAUGGAUGUCUUGGGAGAAUCUGACUGUGAAAUUGAUGAUGGAGUAGAUAAUAAAGAGCUGGAAGCCUCUGCUGAUAUCCAUGUGCUUGUGUCCUCAUCUGUUCAUGUCAAAGUUCGGCUCAACCACUACCAAUACCUGGUACUGCUCAGGAUGAAAGAAGUUCUGCAAACACUACAAGAGCAGUUGGCCCAAGAUACCCAGGAAGUGACUGGGUCUCCUUUAGAUCCCAUGUCUGCUUGUGUAGGAGUUAUGUUCCAUAGUGCCGAAGUGGCCCUACUCAUGAACCCUGCACCAGGGUCUGUCUUGGAACCCAGAUCCCUUGACUCAGACACAACAAGCCUGAUCGAGUCUGAGCUCUCGCCUUCAGACAGCAAGGAGGGGCUGGCAGCUGAAGAGAAGGAGCUGAAAUCAGAGACCAGUUCAGAGAAGGGAGUAUGCAGUACCUCAGAGGUCCCAGAGGACAGUGGGACUGAAAAUACAGGUACCAGUGUACCGCUGGAGAGACUCCCAAGAUCUGCAAGUGAUGGAGCUCUGACUGCAGCUCCAUGUAGUAAGAGCAUAGAGGAGAAAGGUUUGAUAGAGGAAGCACAUGAAGCUGUGGAAGCUCUGGUUGCAGAAAGACCAGCAGAGACCAGCAGCCAUCCUCAGAGCCCUCCUGCUCUGCCUUCUAGCCCAACCUCAGACACGCAGCCCUUGGAGAGAGGAAACAUCACUCUCAAUGGCCAGGCAGAACUCAUCCCUUUGAAGAACAUAGAGGUGGAGUUAUCUAGUGCACUGCAUAUCACAAAGGAUGCCACGAAGGAAGCUCUGCACGUGACUAUGGACCUCACCAAAGAAGCCAUGUCUAUAACAAAAGAUGCUCUGAGCCUGAGCCGGGAGAAGAUGACCUCCACCAUGCAGAAAAUGCUCUCUCUCCCCCCAGCCAAGGAUUCUGUGCCCAAAGCAGAAGAGGGAGCAGUGACUCCAGGCGGAGGUGGCAGCAGCCGAAUGCGUUUCUUCUCCAUGAAGAGGACAGCAUCCCAGCAUUCCUUUGACACCACAUCUGUGGAUGGGAGUGGCCCUGAGGAUGGGCUGUCUGUGGACAGCGAUGGCAGUGACGGCUUUGUGAUGCUCACAGACUCUGAACCCAGCCUGGACCCUCUUCCCUCAGGGCAUCUUCCUCAGGUCCACAAUGACACAGGCAGUAGAACAAGCCUGAUGGCAGAGGAUGAGGGUGGAGUGUCUCCUGAAAUAAACAGCUCGACUUCACAGAGUGAAGACCCCAGCCUUCAGCUGGUGUCUGUCCUCGUGUUGAAGAUGAAUGAGGUGAACUGUGGAAUAGAGGCACGAGGUGAUGAUUUGUCUGUUGCUUUACAAGUAAUGAACGUGGUUCCAGAGCAACUGAACAACGUUGGAAUGUGGCAGUAUCUGCGUGGCUAUCUGGGAGAUCCAGGUAUAGAGAAGCCUUCAGUCCCUGAAGCUAGUAAGACCCAGCCAGAAGUGUGCUUACGUCUUGAAGUAGGACCUAAAGCUGCAGUGCAUUCCCCACUCGCUGUUCAGAAUGGCUUCCUUCAUAUGCUGGUCCACAGUUACACAGCAGAGCUCUUCAUGUCCUUCCUUACCAACCUUGGCCCCUUUCUUGAGGAUGAAAUAAUUCCAGAGGUGAUCCCCAUGGAGAUAGAAGUUGUGGAUGCCAAAAUCACAUUGAAGGAUGACAGCCCCCGGGUAUACCCUACCUCCCCUGGCCCUGUUCCUAUCACCUUGGCAGUAGAUCACGUCAUUGUGAAGCGCAGAGAUGAUGGGGUAUUCUAUGUAACAGCUCUGCAAGGGGAGGGCUCACUGAAACAGGAAAAACCUGUGUCAGUUCUUCAGGAACAGAAGGCCCCAGUGGAGUGUGUCUUGGCAGCCCCAGCAGCAGGAACACGUGGCCUGCAGUUAAAGGAAGUGCCGGAGUUGCAAAGGGAGCUUCAGACCAUGAAAAUAGCCCUUGCAGAAGCCAACAUGGACAAGGCUCGCCUUCUGCAGGAAAUUAAGAAAUACAAUCCCCUCUUCCAGCUUUGACAGUGAAGGCGCAGGCUGCAGCUGCUCAGGAGGAGUGGAGACCACCACCAGCACUAAGGCGGCUAGUUUGAUUAUAUUGCUGCUAAACGGGUCAACCUCCUGCAGACUGAUCACCUCAAAGAAUGGAAACCAACUGUGAUUGCAAAAUGAACUUGAAAGAGGGAGAAAGGAAGGAAGGCCUGGCUGAGCAGUAGGGAAGAACGAAGAGGAGUUACCUGUUUGCAGCCACUUUCCUCUGUCCUGGCAGUAUGGCACUGCCUCUGUCACUGAACCAGGGCAGGGGUCAGCCUACAAACAAAAGGUCAGAACUUGGGGGACGCACCCAAUGUGUCUUCAUCCAUGGGUGGUAGUGACAGUCUGCUUUCAGCCUUCGCUUUUCAUGGUAACAUCUAGAGAUGAUCCAUGUUGGGGUUUCUGCUUCUUUCAGCCUUCCUCAUUGUUUUCUUGCCCAAUCAUGCAUGCCAAAGAACACGGAAAAAGGAGUGUAGUUACUUCACCGCAUCAGGAAUGACGGAGAAUAGAUAUGGCAGAAAACAUUACUCAGAGCUCUGAUGUGAAAGCAUGUGUACUAUCACAUGAAAAACAAAAACACAGGAGGUCAGUGGGUGUGGGAGAUGCAGAAGGGAUUUGCCCCCCAUGGAGUAAGAGUGCUACAGCUCAUUAUUCCCUCAUGAACAGGGUCAGAAUAGUAAAGAAAUUCCUUCAGACUUCUUUUUCCAUCAGUAAUUUGUUGUGUCAAGACAGAAUCGGUAUUAUAUUAGUCUAGUUCAUUCUCACUUAAUCCUGCAACGUUUGGCUUUAUUGAUGCAGAAACACAAAGGAAUUAAUUUAUUUCAUUACAAAGCACUGUUUAAACUUUCUUUAAUUUUACUGUCAAAGAACAGGGGUGAAGGAAGUCGGUUAAGUCACAGAAUGAGAUGACCUAUGUGUUUUCUUUGGGAUGCAUGCUGUCCUCAAACCAUUGUAUGCCAGUUGCACCAGUGGAGAGAGGGAGAGCAGUACUGGCCGCACAAGGAAAUAGCCGGCUGCGUUCCCACAUGGUUGUGUAUUUUUGUUAGCACUGAGCUCAUGCCUGAUCUUAAAUGUCUUUUAACAGGGCUGUGGGUGUGUGGGUCAGGAGAGGGGUGCUGACCAGGCCCCCUUGGGUGGAGGCUGGCACUACUAACUGCUCACUAUGGGGUGGAGAUGAAACAGUAGCUGCUGGGUUGAGCAUGGUUUGUAUUCUCACCUUUUCUGGAGCUGCUUCCCUGAAGAGGAAGAAGUCUCUGUGGUCAGUGACUGACUUAAUUUAUAAAGAAAUAGCCUCUACAAGUAUGGAGGGGAAAAAAAGAAAAGCCUAGUAAAAUAUGAAGUAAACACUAAUUUUAAAAAGUAGAAGAGCAAAUGUCAUUUAUGAACUGCAAGACUCAAAUUCACUCCUGAAGGCAAACUGGUACGUGGUGUCUUUGCUCUACUAGUCCGGGCAAUACAUGGCCGAUGUGCUGAAGAAGGAAGCAGCCCUAAGGCGCAGUUGUGAAGGGAGAAGCUGUUCCAGAGGAGAACUUGCUUUGUGUGCUGAUACAGAAGGGUGUGACUUUCAGCCCCCUCCGUGUUACGGAUGAAUGCCUGUUCCCUCCCCUGUUCUACACAGCAUCUUUACUGUGUGCAGAGUUUGGAUUUUAUCUUAUUUCAAACUUUGAUUUGGAUUUUUCCAGAUGCAUUCUGUGUUUGUGUAAAUGUACCAUUUCUGAUGCACAGGCUUUUUAGUGCAUGUAAACCAGGUAGCGAUUGCCCCACGCUAAGUGCUAGGAAAAGUGUCAGAUUAUAUGCGAUUCUCCUUUAUUAAUCAGAUGAAAACUUCACUUGUCUGUAAAGGUUAGGUAAUCCUUAUUGUGUUUUUUUAGCUGAACACACUCCCCAAAACUUUAAUCUAAUGGCUUUUUCUAUUUUUUCCUAUUUAAGCAUUACUCCACGGAAAUUAGUCUGGCUAAAAUAAUACAAGAUUUUAAUCCUGCUCACUAUGCAACGAGCAGCCUCUGAUUUACAAGCCAUGAUGAGUUGAGGCAUGGAAAUGAUGCAAAAGCAAGCAAAUAACUUGGGAGUUAAGUUUGUUUUUCCUACCGUGCUCUUAUAUACUUGUCCCUGUGCCCAGCUCUGGAGCUGUUGAACACUUCCCCUUAACCAGCACUCCUGAGAUCAUUUUAGUUCUUCUUUAGCUCUAGGGGAAACAGGGAUGUAUUUACAGCGCUAGGCUAGAUGUGGAGGCAUUGCUGUCUGUGGUUUGCGGAGAGCCAAGAGUGAAUUCCUUGUGGUUGUUAGAUUUCGCUUUGAAAGAAGAGGAUAUGUAAGAGAGGGACCGUGAUUAAAACAACUGUCACUCUUAAGAUCAUCAUCUUAAUUCCGUGUUUGACUCCGUUACGCUGAAGGUAGCUUUGAAUAACAUUUGUUGGAAUCAGUCCUUGUAUGCUAGGUUUGAACAACCAGCCUUGGGGCAGACUGUGCUGCCAGAGUCCAGUAUUUCUGCCAAGAUCUGACUGACCAGUGCCUACAACCAGAUGUGACAGUGGCAGCGAGAGCCUAACCUGCCUUCUGGAACCUCUGGAAGCAGGCAGCCACACACAAAUAACUUGUCUUUGGCAGAAGCACAGGGGCUGAGCUGCAGGAGGCUCCGCUGUGGUGCACAGCAUGCUCGCGCUCCCCACCCACUUAGCCUGGGCUAGGUCUGGUGUUUGGAUGCUGUGGCUCCUGCCGGUUGCUUUCCCUCCUCCAUGGGAGAGGAUUGCUCCUCCUUGUUCCUGUCAGACAACCCGGCUGUUUUCUCUGGAGCACGUUCUGUGACCCAUCCCCUGCUCGAUGCAGCCUUUGACAGGACAGAUUUGUGGUGCUGUCUGUGACGGAAAAUGCACUAGAGCAGGCUGUCAGGCCUGUUCUCAAGAGGAAAAUGCACUUUAACUUUUCAAGCAUCAGCGGGCAUUUCCUUCACCAAUACUGCCUCGUGCAUAGAAGAAUUCAGAAGUAAAAGCAGGGGUUCCAAAAAUGCAAGUUACCUUCUGUAGUAAAUAAGACUCUUGCUGUGAGCAGCUCUCAUAGCAAGAGAAAGGAGGUAACAAAGCAUCUGCGUAUCUAGACUUGCGGUGAAACAAACCUAUAUGUGAACAGCUCACUGUAAGUACCAUUGCGAACGGCAAAAAGCCCACACAAGCAAAAGCUGAACUUUGUUUAGUCAAACCUACAUGCUUCUGUGCUUGCUCCCUCUUCCUGUGUGAAGCAAGAAAUAUAAGAAUGCUUGCCUUGGUGGAAUGCAAUGGUAUUCUUACUUUUUAUUCACUAAUUGCUUGAAAAUGGGAGGUUUCUUUCUUCGCUUUCAAAUUUUCAUGACUUUUUGUUUGAGUAGGUGCCCAGCUUCAUCUCCAGACAGCUUGGGAAAGGAGUAGGGUGCAAAGGGUUUUCUCGGACGUGGUGCCUGCUUGCCGUCUCACACAACCUCCUUACCACUCCCUCCCACGUGUGCAGACUGAACAGAGCUGGCGCCAAGUUGUUUACAGCAAAUUUCUUGCUCCAGCAAUUCAAGUCAACUGGUUUUGUUUAAGAAUUAAAGCACUUCCAUUGUUUUAAGUACCAGUAAAAAGUACUGUAAAACAAAAUCCACGUCCCUUCUACAGGGCAUACGUGUGGGAGGACAAAAACUCCCCUAUCUCCUCUGAUGAUGAUUAGCAAAGUUUACUUUGUAGAGCCUUUUAUUUAAGGACUCUUUCUGUUAUGAUGAGAGCCAACUUACUCCUUUGUGUAACUACAACACAGUUACCCUAGGAAGAGCACAUGGCCUCAGCAUCUUUUACAUGUAAUUAGAAGUGUGCUCACAGGGGACUACUGUAUGUACAAGUGGGUAAUGGGCAAGUCUGCACUUGAAUUUGAGUUAUAGGCAGUAUUGGAACUUUGUUGCAGUAUAUUUCCACUCAUGCAUUUAUUGGUUCUAUGAACCAUGAAAAGAAAUUAAACUUGUUAACCUC
Messenger RNA from Gavia stellata (red-throated loon), 8543 nucleotides. RefSeq names its product bridge-like lipid transfer protein family member 3A (gene BLTP3A). The record is from RefSeq and is a predicted model, not a curated record. Lineage: Eukaryota; Metazoa; Chordata; Aves; Gaviiformes; Gaviidae. Gene Ontology annotation, molecular function: histone deacetylase binding. The coding region runs from base 1 to 4554 and encodes 1517 amino acids. The transcript is spliced from 22 exons.